This is a messenger RNA of Oxyura jamaicensis (ruddy duck), 3360 nucleotides long. It is a transcript of the gene TMCO4, whose product is annotated as transmembrane and coiled-coil domains 4. The transcript is spliced from 15 exons. Lineage: Eukaryota; Metazoa; Chordata; Aves; Anseriformes; Anatidae. Bases 123 to 1946 code for a protein of 607 amino acids. The record is from RefSeq and is a predicted model, not a curated record.
CUGUGGCUGGACUCAACUUUCAUAACACCAUCAGGAAGACGAACAGAGGAGCAGUUUGGGUUGAGGAAGAGAGAGGCAAAUUAUUUCCCAGGCAGCCGUACUGGUCCCUGCACAAGGUAAAAAUGGCUGCAGAAGAGAAGUGGAAAAGCUGGACCUCGAAACAGCACAGUGGGGCUGAGCAGGCAGGCGAAAAGGAAUCGUGCGUGCUUCUGAGCCGGCGGCUGGGGGAACCGGGAAGGUUCACUUACGCAGCGCUUUGUGGGAUAUCCUUAGCAUGGCUGUUCCCCGAAAAAGAGCAAAGCUCCUUCAGGAUGGAAUUCAUAGGUGGUUUGGUGAAAUGGCUGGACCUGCCUGAUGCUGUCUUACCUGCCAUGACAGCAUUUGCCAGUGGUUUAGGAGGUGAGGGCACAGAAACGUUUGCCCAGCUUUUGCUGAAGGAUCCCAUCUUGAAAGAUAAUCCUGUUGUCAUUAUCCAAGAUCUUUUGUCCUUCUCUCUUAGAGAUGGGUACUAUGAUGCUCGAGCAAGAGUGUUGAUCUGCCGCAUCAUCUGGCUGCUGAGAAUCCCCUUGGAGGAGCUGGAGGCCCUGGAGGAAUCGCUGCUUGAGAGCCUGAAGGAACAAAAAGAGGAAGAGUCAGAAACUGCAGAAGUUUCAAGAAAAAAGAAGGAAAGAAGAAAGAAGCUGAAGAGAUACCUGCUGAUCGGCUUGGCAUCUGUUGGGGGUGGAACAGUGAUUGGCUUGACAGGGGGUCUUGCUGCCCCGCUGGUUGCUGCUGGAGCUGCUACUGUUAUUGGAAGCGCAGGGGCAGCUGCUUUAGGUUCAGCUGCUGGAAUUGCUGUCAUGGCAUCCCUGUUUGGAGCUGCUGGAGCUGGCCUUACUGGAUACAAGAUGAAGAAGCGUGUGGGCGCCAUAGAAGAAUUUGAAUUCCUCCCACUUACUGAAGGAAAGCAGCUUCAUAUCACCAUAGCAAUUACUGGAUGGCUGUGCGCUGGCAAAUACGGGAGCUUCACAGCACCGUGGAGCAGCCUGCUGCAGUCGAGUGAGCAGUAUUGUCUGGCCUGGGAAUCCAAGUACUUGAUGGAGCUUGGCAACGCCUUAGAUUCCCUGCUGAAUGGCUUUGUUAACAUGAUGGCACAAGAAGCCCUAAAAUUUACUGUCUUGUCAGGUAUUGUCACGGCCUUGACUUGGCCAACUUCACUCUUGACUGUUGCCAGUGUCAUUGACAAUCCCUGGGGAGUGUGUCUCCAUCGGUCUGCUGAAGUUGGCAAACACCUAGCACAUACACUGCUCAGCCGACAGCAGGGCAAGAGACCUGUCACACUGAUUGGCUUUAGUCUGGGUGCCAGAGUCAUUUAUUUCUGUCUGCAGGAGAUGGCUCAAGAAAAAGACUCGCAGGGGAUCAUUGAAGAUGUGGUCUUAUUGGGAGCUCCAGUGGAAGGUGAAGCCAAGUACUGGAAAGCUCUCACAAAAGUGGUGUCGGGCAGGAUCAUAAAUGGUUACUGCAGGGGGGACUGGCUGCUGGGCUUUGUGUACAGAACCUCCUCCGUCCAGCUCAACGUUGCCGGCCUCCAGCCAGUCGACUUAGACGACAGGAGGAUGGUGAACAUGGACCUCUCGUCUGUAGUCAAGGGCCACCUGGACUACAUGAAGCAAAUGGACAUGAUCCUGAAAGCUGUGGGUAUUAGAACCAAGGAGUGUCGGCUGGAGGACAAGGGCGGUGCCGGACUUUUCUCCCCUCUAGCCAAGAAAUCACAGCCGGAAGCAGGCAGGGUGCUGCAGGAUCGGGCUGCCCAGCUCUGCGUGUCUCAGCGUCCGCGCUUCAGCUCUGCUAACCAGAAAGGCGAAAGGCUGAGGGUACCUGGCUUCCUUCCCCGUUCUGCUGCAGGUUUGCUGCCAUGGCUUGGGCACUUUCCAAUGGACAGGAGUGUUUCCCUAUCUGCAGGAUGAGGGUGAUGAGUAUGUGAGGCCUCCUUACUAUUAGAAACAUGCUUUGAGUCCCUAGGUGAAAGACAGCAGGAGAAACAGAGUGGGCUUUUAUGAUUUAUUACUUUGUGAAACUUCAUUCCAGGCUUUGCGAGCCAGCAACCCACAGAGGCUUUUGUUUUGUGUCCCACACACAUCUCCAGCCUCAAAAGCCCCCUCGAAACAUAUUUUUAAUUGGCUUAAAAUAAAACUAAUACUUGGCAUAGGAUAAACAUAAAUCUGUUUGAUUUCUGCCUCCUUCCAUAAAGCAAAUUGGCAUCCACUCUCUUCUCCCCCAGUCUCAGACCAGAGGGACGCAGCUUUAUGUCCCCUGCCAUGCACAGUUCCAAAACUAUGGGGUUGAUCUUCCACCACAUCUUCCCUAAAAGGUCCUUUUCUGGCCUAUUUUGCUGCGCAGCCCGAGACAAUGCAACCUAACAGGAAUAUGGCAAGAGGGUAAACCCCCUUCUGAGAACACCUUUGUUUUUUUCUAGGUUAAAACAAGUGCCGUUGUGUGUAAAUACUUCCCCACCUCCAGAUCUGGAAGGCCUCAUUGACUCACGGGAGGGGAAACAGUGCAAUCGCAGCUUCUGAUUCUGGUUCAUGGAGUCCUCCCUCUCCCUGCUGCAGCAGCUGGUUUGCUACCAACCUCUCCUCUCUUUCCCGAGCUUUCCACAAUCCUUACCUUCAGGUUUUUCGGGCAGUUGAGAUGCAGCUGCUUCUGGGUGCGGCACGGCAGCAGCGUGACCUGGCGGUGCUUUGGGUGCGGUGCCUGGCUCUUCCUUUUCCCCAGUCCUGCCACCGAGGAGGGCUCAGAGCUUCCAGAUUCCGACGCACGAUGGGCACGUUGCUGGGCUGGGGCUGUCGGAGGCAAGUCCUGGGAUCCCCCAGGGACCUGCCUGUCGCAGUCAGCUCUUUUGGUGUUGGCUGUAGGAAAGGGACACGAUUCCUCUACCGGAUCAGAUGAUUUGUCCACAAGCCAACGCCUUACUACAAAGAACUAGUUGGAUGAGAACGCUAUUGCUGCUUUUUAAAAUGUGGCUUGGAGAAGUUUUUUGAGAACACCAGAUGCAGCUGAAUUUGUCAUUGAGUGAAAUUCUGAACAACUUCUGCUCGUGGAAGGCUGUGAACAGCCUUGUUACAGAGUGCUCCUGGCAGCACGCUCUUCUUGUUCGUCUCCCAAAGCCUGUGUCUGUGGAAUUGGUUACUUGAGGGACCGGGGAGUCCAUCGCGUCUUCUUCUACUCUGGUUUAACUGGAGUUACAGCCCACGUGUGUUUUUAUAUACAACUAGUUGUGGACAGAUGUACACAUUCAUCUUCAUGCUUGGUACCAACACUAAGCUAAAUAUCUGGCCACAGAUAUAGGGAAAAAACCUAGUAACCAGUUUGAUACCUGAA